This is a messenger RNA of Rhinolophus ferrumequinum (greater horseshoe bat), 2208 nucleotides long. RefSeq names its product solute carrier family 5 member 12 (gene SLC5A12). The transcript is spliced from 15 exons. Bases 311 to 2170 code for a protein of 619 amino acids. Gene Ontology annotation, cellular component: membrane. The record is from RefSeq and is a predicted model, not a curated record. Gene Ontology annotation, molecular function: symporter activity; lactate transmembrane transporter activity. Gene Ontology annotation, biological process: transmembrane transport; sodium ion transport. Lineage: Eukaryota; Metazoa; Chordata; Mammalia; Chiroptera; Rhinolophidae.
UUUCAGAACACAUCUGAAUUCCUUCUCUGUGGCAUAUGCUUGAGUAGAGCAACAGACAGCUCCUAGUUAGGGUCAGAUUUCAAGUUCUCAUUUGUUGGUACCAAUACUAGAUUUCUCUCUGUAGUCAACUUUUGAGAUCAUUUCUGAGUACAACUUGGUGUCUGGAGAUCCACAAAGCCUGUGGUCAUCAUCCUCUUCACAGAAUCAGUCUCCUCUCAGCCAAGCAUUUGCUGAGCUGAGCUUUGCUUUUGGAAACAACUUUUCCCUGAGAUCUGGUUGAAAGCCGCUUGCUGGUGCCAUACUUCUCAGCAUGGAGGUGAAGAACUUUUCGGCUUGGGAUUAUGUCGUAUUUGCAGCCCUCUUUGUCAUUUCCUCUGGAAUUGGGGUGUUUUUUGCUAUUAAGGAGAGAAAAAAGGCGACUUCAAGGGAGUUCCUGGUCGGAGGAAGGCAAAUGAGCUUUGGCCCCGUGGCGUUGUCUCUGACAGCCAGCUUCAUGUCAGCUGUCACUGUCUUGGGGGCCCCUUCCGAGGUCUACCGCUUUGGGGCUUCCUUCGUGCUCUUCUUCAUUGCAUAUACUUUUGUCAUCGUCUUCACAUCAGAGCUCUUUCUGCCUGUAUUCUACAGAUCUGGCAUCACGAGCACUUAUGAGUAUUUACAACUACGAUUCAACAAACCAGUUCGCUAUGCAGCAACCGUCAUCUACAUUGUGCAGACGAUUCUCUACACAGGGGUGGUGGUGUACGCUCCUGCUUUGGCGCUCAAUCAAGUGACUGGGUUUGAUCUCUGGGGCUCUGUGUUUGCAACAGGAAUUGUUUGCACAUUCUACUGCACUCUGGGUGGAUUAAAAGCAGUGGUGUGGACAGAUGCAUUUCAGAUGGUUGUCAUGAUUGUGGGCUUCUUAACAGUUCUCAUUCAAGGAUCAGCCCAAGCUGGUGGAUUUCACAAUGUAUUAGAGCAGUCAACAAAUGGAUCUCGACUGACUAUAUUUGACUUUGAUGUAGAUCCUCUCAGGAGGCACACAUUUUGGACAAUCUCAGUGGGAGGAACUUUUACGUGGCUCGGGAUCUAUGGAGUUAAUCAGUCAACCAUCCAGCGAUGUAUUUCUUGCAAAACAGAAAAGCAUGCCAAACUAGCUUUGUACUUUAACUUGUUGGGUCUCUGGAUCAUUUUGGUGUGUGCUGUCUUCUCUGGCUUAAUCAUGUACGCCUACUUCAAAAACUGUGACCCUUGGACUUCUGGCAUCAUCUCAGCACCAGAUCAGCUGAUGCCAUACUUUGUCAUGGAGAUAUUUGCCACAAUGCCUGGACUGCCUGGCCUCUUUGUGGCUUGUGCCUUCAGUGGAACGCUGAGCACCGUGGCUGCCAGCAUCAAUGCCUUAGCAACAGUGACCUUUGAGGAUUUUGUCAAGAGCUGUUUUCCCCAUCUCUCCGACAAGAAGAGCACCUGGAUCAGUAAAGGCUUAUGUGUCUUAUUUGGCAUGAUGUGUACCUCCAUGGCUGUGGCUGCAUCCCUCAUGGGGAGCGUCGUGCAGGCUGCCCUCAGCAUCCAUGGCAUGUGUGGGGGACCUAUGCUGGGCUUGUUCACUUUGGGAAUUGUGUUUCCUUUUGUGAACUGGAAGGGUGCACUAGGAGGCCUUCUGACUGGCAUCAUCUUGGCAUUUUGGGUGGCCAUUGGGGGUUUCAUUUAUCCUGCACCAGACUCCAAGACAUGGCCCCUGCCUUUACUGACAGACCAGUGUGUCCCAUCCAAUGUGACGGAGUCGGUGUCGCCAGUGUUAUCCAGCAGACCUGCAAUCGCUGACACCUGGUAUUCGCUGUCCUACCUUUACUACAGCGCAGUGGGCUGUGUAGGAUGCAUUGCUGCUGGAGUACUCGUCAGCAUCAUAACAGGUCACCAAAGGGGCAAAGAUAUUCAACCAGUGCUAAUUAGACCGGUUUGCAAUUUAUUUUGCUUUUGGUCUAAGAAAUACAAAACACUGUGCUGGUGUGGCGUUCAACAUGACCGUGACACAGAGCAGGAAAAUCUUGAAAAUAGCAGUGCCUGGAAACAGGGGGCUGAAUCUGUCUUACAGAAUGGUCUCAGGAGAGAAAGCCUGGUCCAUGUUCCAGGCUAUGAUCCCAAGGACAAGAGCUACAACAAUCUGGCAUUUGAGAAGAUUACCCAUUUCUAAGGCAACACGAGAAUGUGUGCGCGCAUGUGUGUGCACGC